GGUCGCGCAGUGCGGGCGGCGUGCGCGGCCGCGUGGGCCAUGGGGCGGCGGUCGCGGGGCCGGCGGCUCCAGCAGCAGCAGCAGCGUUCCGAGAGCGCGGAGGACGGCGGAAAGCGCAAUGGGGCGGGCUGGGAAGGCGGCUAUCCCGAGAUCGUCAAGGAGAACAAGCUGUUCGAGCACUACUACCAGGAGCUCAAGAUCGUGCCGGAGGGCGAGUGGGACCAGUUCAUGGGAGCGCUCAGGGAGCCUCUCCCGGCCACUUUAAGAAUUACCGGUUACAAGAGCCAUGCAAAAGAGAUUCUCCACUGCUUAAAGAACAAGUAUUUCAAGGAACUGGAGGACCUGGAGGUGGAUGGGCAGAAAGUUGAAGUUCCACAGCCCUUGAGUUGGUAUCCUGAAGAACUUGCCUGGCACACAAAUUUAAGUCGAAAAAUCUUGAGAAAGUCUCCACAGCUGGAAAAGUUUCACCAGUUUCUGGUCAGCGAAACUGAAUCUGGAAACAUCAGCCGUCAGGAAGCCGUCAGCAUGAUCCCACCGCUAUUGCUGAAUGCCCACCCUCACCAUAAGAUCUUAGACAUGUGUGCAGCUCCCGGGUCAAAGACCACACAGUUGAUUGAAAUGCUGCAUGCGGACAUGAACGUCCCCUUCCCAGAGGGCUUCGUCAUCGCCAACGACGUGGACAACAAGCGCUGCUACCUGCUGGUGCACCAGGCCAAGCGGCUGGGCAGCCCCUGCAUCAUGGUGGUCAACCACGACGCGUCCUGCAUCCCGCGCCUGCAGGUGGACGUCAACGGCAGGAAGGAGGUCCUCUUCUAUGACCGCAUCCUCUGUGACGUCCCUUGCAGUGGAGAUGGCACAAUGAGAAAAAACAUUGAUGUCUGGAAGAAGUGGAGCACCUUAAACAGCUUGCAACUACAUGGUUUACAGCUACGGAUCACAACGCGGGGCGCUGAGCAGCUAGUGGAGGGGGGCAGGAUGGUGUACUCUACGUGCUCGCUGAAUCCCAUCGAGGAUGAAGCUGUCAUAGCGUCUCUACUGGAAAAGAGUGAAGGUGCUUUGGAGCUCGCCGAUGUGUCCUCGGAGUUGCCAGGACUGAAGUGGGUGCCUGGGCUCUCGCAGUGGAAGGUGAUGACAAAAGAUGGGCAGUGGUUUGCAUCCUGGGACGAUGUCCCCCACAACAGACACACCCAGAUCCGGCCGACCAUGUUCCCCCCAAAGGACCCUGAGAAGCUGCAGGCCAUGCACCUGGAGCGGUGUCUUAGAAUAUUACCGCAUCAUCAGAACACUGGAGGGUUCUUUGUGGCGGUGUUGGUGAAGAAGUCUUCAAUGCCAUGGAAUAAACGUCCCCCAAAGCCACAGGGUGAACCAGCAGAGCCACGGGCCCCCGUCCCCCCGAGCCCUGCGGAGCCCACGGCGGGCUGCGCCUCCACCCCCUCGGAGCUGGAGAGCAAGCUGGCCCCUGGAAUCAGUGACACAGGAGCAACGGAGAGCGCGGAGGACACGGACGGCAGUGGGAGUAGGAGGGGCGGCGUGUGUGGCCCUCCUCCGUCCAAGAAAAUGAAGCUGUUUGGGUUUAAGGAAGAUCCUUUUGUGUUCAUUCCCGAAGACGAUCCGCUGUUUCCACCUAUCCAGAAAUUUUAUGCUUUGGAUCCCUCGUUCCCAAAGGCGAAUCUGUUAACUCGUACCACGGAAGGAAAGAAGAGGCAACUGUACAUGGUGUCCAAGGAGCUGCGAAACGUGCUGCUAAACAACAGCGAGAGGAUGAAGGUCAUUAACACUGGGAUUAAAGUCUGGUGUCGAAAUAACAGCGGUGAAGAGUUCGACUGUGCUUUCCGGUUGGCGCAGGAGGGAAUAUAUACGUUGUAUCCAUUUAUUAACUCAAGAAUCAUCACCGUAUCCAUAGAAGACGUCCAAGUUCUGUUAACCCAGGAAAACCCGUUCUUCAGGAAGCUCAGCAGCGAGGCCUACAGCCAGGUCAAAGACAUGGCCAAGGGCAGCGUUGUCCUGAAGUACGAGCCGGACCCCACGAAGCCGGACGCGCUGCAGUGCCCCAUCGUGCUGUGCGGCUGGCGCGGCAAGGCCUCCGUGCGGACUUUCGUGCCCAGGAACGAGCGGCUGCACUACCUGCGCAUGGUGGGGCUGGACGUGCCGGUGGGAAAGAAGCGAGAGGGCGGCGCUGGGGCGCCCGGGGCCGGUGCGGGCAGCCCCGCGGAGCCGGAAGACGGGGCCGGUGCUGAGCAAGAGGCCGUCCCGGACGCCGCCUCAGGCGGGGACCCGGCGGAGGCUGGCCUGCCCCGGUGAGCCGCGGGGGCCCUGAACACCAGAUCUAGGACGUGCCUGUGAAGACGGAGCUGACAGGAGGCCUGGUCUCCGAGUGAUCCCAGGACUCCCUUCACGUGGGGCUGACGGAAAGUUCCUUUUUAGCUUCUUAGUAAGUGCUCACUUUGUUUCUUCGGCAAAGUUGAUCCGCUGUGCCUGUGGCUGGAAACAGACUUGGAUCGUUAGAAGUCUUACUCUGCCUCGAAAUGUAACUGCCCUGGCGGGAAGUUUCAGGUCCUGUUUGUUAUGCCUGUAUUGGUCUUAAGGCCCAGAACCUCUUUUUAAGUGUUAUUUAUAGAGAGAACCUGUCACUACUUCCAGAUCAUUGGAAGACUGUGCUGUCAGUGUUAAUAAUUGUAUUGAGUUGCACGUGAGUGUGACUUGUAUGCGGUGGGGUUAACAUCUGAGGUGUCAGAUGACUUUCUGUGCCUUUGUAAUAAAGGGUAAAACAAACUUUAUCUCACAGUAAGAGCUUAUUGUGAGUUGUGAUACUAGUUAUGAGGGUUUCGUGUGCUUUUAUUGGAAUGCUCUGCAAUUAAAUAAUUUUUAAAUGGGGUUUGGGAUCCUUGGAAAGUUUAAAUAAAGAAAUA
Messenger RNA from Budorcas taxicolor (takin), 2909 nucleotides. RefSeq names its product NOP2/Sun RNA methyltransferase 2 (gene NSUN2). Lineage: Eukaryota; Metazoa; Chordata; Mammalia; Artiodactyla; Bovidae. Gene Ontology annotation, biological process: tRNA methylation. The record is from RefSeq and is a predicted model, not a curated record. The transcript is spliced from 19 exons. Gene Ontology annotation, cellular component: cytoplasm; nucleus. Gene Ontology annotation, molecular function: tRNA (cytidine-N5)-methyltransferase activity; tRNA binding. The coding region runs from base 40 to 2301 and encodes 753 amino acids.